This is a messenger RNA of Xenopus tropicalis (tropical clawed frog), 6625 nucleotides long. RefSeq names its product one cut homeobox 2 (gene onecut2). The transcript has 2 exons. Gene Ontology annotation, cellular component: nucleus. Gene Ontology annotation, molecular function: DNA binding. The coding region runs from base 625 to 2016 and encodes 463 amino acids. Lineage: Eukaryota; Metazoa; Chordata; Amphibia; Anura; Pipidae. The record is from RefSeq and is a predicted model, not a curated record.
CCACAUACAGCUACAGAAGUCGGGGCUACUUUGUCGUACCAUAAUAAAGGGGCAGUUGAUUGGAUUCUUGCUUGCCCCCCAUCCUUGCAGCAAACACUGGAGCAAUGUGAGUAGGGAGAAGCUCAAACCAAACUUAGCUGAGCCAUCCCCGCCUCGCCCACUCUGAUUGGCUGCCGAGCUCUUACUGCCAACUGUCACCGGACAUCUGCCUCUUGCGACUGGCUGCUGCGUCUGUCUGCAAAGCCCACUGCGACCGCCUCCCCUUCUCCCGGAGAGCGAGUUAGGCUGCGCUUUCAGCAAAGCCCAUUCUGGACAGCUCCGUCUCCCUGAGCAGAAGACGCCAGAGGAGUAGAGGGGUCGGACAUGGCGAGGAGCAGCGGCAGCGACAGGAAUCGGUGAUCGGCACAUCCACCCCCCCAGCCCCCGGCCCCCCGACCCGCACUCAGCACUCACCCUCACAGCCACUCACCCUCACAGCCACUCACCCUCACAGCCACUCACCCUGACACCCACUCACCCUGACACCCACUCACCCUGACAGCCACUCACCCCCCUGUCAAACACCCAGAGGCCUUAUACCCCCCUGCCCCCCAUCCCCUAGGACCCCCGUACCCUAUGGACUGAAUGAAGACUGCCUACAACGCCUUUAGAUGCCUAACCAAAGAGCUGGAUGCCUGCGCCAUGAAUCCGGAGAUGACAAUGGACAGUCUGGCCAGUUUGCACGGUGGGACGAGCCAUGAGCAGGAUCUGAUCAGUAGCCACAGCCCUCACCAUCACCGGAGGCUCCACCAGGACCUGACCCCUCCAUCCUCCCGCUCGGCCAUGGUCUCCAGCAUGGCUUCCAUCCUGGACGGGGCUGGGGAGUACCGGCCUGAGCUGUCUAUCCCCCUCCAUCACGCCCUGAGUAUGCCCUGCGACUCGUCGCCCCCCGGGAUGGGCAUGAGCAGCACCUACACCACCUUAACGCCACUCCAGCCUCUCCCACCCAUCUCUACCGUGUCCGAGAAAUUCCAUCACCCCCAUCAUCACCCUCACCAUCACCAUCACCACCACCAGCGCCUGUCUGCCAAUGUCAGCGGGAGCUUCACCCUCAUGAGGGACGAGAGGGGCAUCCCGGCCAUGAACAACCUGUACAGCCCCUACAAGGACAUGGGGAUGGGUCAGAGCUUGUCCCCCCUGGCGGGGACCCCCCUGGGCAACGGCUUGGGAUCCAUCCACAACACCCAACAAAGCCUCCAUAACUAUGGACCUCCUGUUCAUGACAAAAUGCUCAGCCCAAACUUUGAUGCCCACACCGCCAUGCUGGCAAGGGGGGAUCAGCACCUCUCCAGGGGCCUUGGCACCCCACCUUCCGCCAUGAUGUCCCACCUGAGCGGGAUGCACCACCCUAGUCACCCAGGUCAUGCCCAGACCCAUGGGCCAGUGUUAGCCUCCAGCCGGGACAGGCCGCCCUCCUCCUCUGGCUCCCAGAUGAACAGCUCUGGGCAACUAGAAGAAAUCAACACCAAAGAAGUUGCCCAGAGGAUCACAGCCGAGCUGAAGCGCUACAGCAUCCCGCAGGCCAUCUUUGCCCAAAGGGUCCUGUGCCGCUCCCAGGGGACCCUCUCCGACCUGCUAAGGAACCCCAAACCUUGGAGUAAACUCAAAUCUGGCAGGGAGACCUUCAGGAGGAUGUGGAAAUGGCUGCAAGAACCCGAGUUCCAAAGAAUGUCAGCUCUUCGGCUUGCAGCAUGCAAACGCAAGGAACAAGAACCGAACAAAGACCGAAACAACACCCAAAAGAAGUCCCGUCUAGUGUUCACGGAUCUCCAACGCCGAACGCUGUUUGCCAUCUUUAAAGAGAACAAGCGCCCGUCCAAAGAAAUGCAGAUCACCAUCUCCCAGCAGUUGGGCUUGGAACUCAACACCGUCAGCAACUUCUUCAUGAACGCCAGGAGGCGAAGCCUAGAGAAAUGGCAGGACGAUCUCAGUACAGGGGGAAGCUCUUCAAACUCCAGCACUUGUACCAAAGCAUGAGGGGUAAAGGCUUCUAAAUGGGGCACGACUCAACCGUAACCAAAAAGAGAAGACCGGAUUUAUAGAAAUAUCAUUUUGUUUUUUUGGUGGUUGUGGGGCUAUUCACUGGUGAAAGUUAUACAUUAAUCUUGCUUUUAUGUUGCUGUGCUGCCAAACGCACACUCUACCUGCUGUUGGGAGCCACAUACAUUGUGAGGCUCCUGUAGCAGAACAGCAAUAUCAAUGCCUCGGUGUCAGUGGGUCACCCAAGACCUCAUUGCAUUCUCCCACCAAUAAGAGGCAUCUGUCAACCAAACAGGUUAAAGAGGGGUAUCUGUGUUUUGCCCCAUUCAGAAUCCAUAGCACAAGAAACCAAAGAUCCAAUCAACCACAACCUCCUAACACAGUGGUUUCCCCUCCUAGCACAAAUCCUCAACCCUGGUGGUUCCAAAGAACAGCUCUAUUUUUGUUGCUUCUGAAAGGCGUCAUCUAGUUUCUCAGUAUAUUUUACAGUCUUUAUAUUAUUUUUUACCGAAUAACUACACUUAGAUGCCUCUUGGAGACCGUUUUGUGAUGUAAAAGUACAGUCUGAAGCACAAAAUAUAAUAUAUAAAGAUACAAAUAGAUAUAUGCCACAACUUGAAUCCAGUCACAUUCCAUACGUUUGUAUAUAUAAUGUUUGCGCUCAGGAGGUCACUGUAUGGGUAUCAGAAACACAUUGGGUAGGUCCAUGUUCUCUAUGGAUCUAUUGUGUCAGAUAAGUCAAUAAUGAAGGUUGUUGCCUUAUUCACUCGACCAUGAAAAGGUGUUGAAUCUGGCAAAUGACCAAAGGAUCGAUUUACUGAUCUAUGGGAACAUCUGGUCAUGUUUUAAUAAAUCAAAGCCAAUAUUUUCCAUUUUAAAUACACCGAUAUUUGUCUAUACUGGGGACGUCGUUGAGCCUCGUUCCCAAACCGUACAGCACACCAAAGAACAAAAGUAUAACCAAAGAAUGUAGAACGCCAUGUUUUACAAACCAAUAAGCGUGUUUGCUUCAACACCUGGAUAGUUUACUACCGUUUAUAAAUAUAUAUAUAUAUGUGAAGAAUAUUUAUGAUAUUUAAUUUUUUUGCUAGGAAGCUAAUACUUAACAUGGUCACACUGCGAUCCAACAUGGCCGCUGUUCUUCCAACAUUGUUUGUGGUUGGUUUCUGUUUUUGUUCACCAGUGAAUGGCCCCCCCGUAGUAUAUCUGGGUCUGUGUUCCAAGCCAAAGGCUAUAAUAACUCUUUAAAGACAUUCAAGACUUUUUUUUUAUGUACCACUUAAUUGAAACCAAAGAAACUUUUUCUGCACCUACUUCUUCUGCAACAAACUGUUCCAUUGAGAAAAGGAAGCACGUCAGGAAAAAACUACUAACACACUGUGUUUGGACAAACGUCUUAGGAAGCAGAUCUCGAGGAAACAAAAACAAAAAAAAAGGGUUGGAUAGGGUGAAAAGGCAAAGCGAAUACUGAAGGAUGCUGUUGCUGCUUCAUUUGACAACUCACUUAGUUCUCUUAAAGUUGAAGAUUGUCUUUAAUUUGUGCCUAUGCAGUUUAUUUUUUUCAAAGAAAACAAAGGGACAGAGCAACCAAAACCUCAAUAGCUACAGUACCAAAGAAGAGGAUUCUCAAUAGCUUUCGUUUUUCACCUCAUACAUGCUUCUUGCACGGCUAAGCACCUACAGUGCCACCAUCAGGUUUUUUAUUUAAAGCUAAUUGUUAUGGAAGUAAGAAAAUUGCCCUUUUUUCACCCAAUGCAUAUUCCCACAUAAAGCGAUAGGAUUUAACUGGCUCCAGACACAAGGUGUUGGGAUACAAAAACAAUUGUGUGCUGAAUUUCGUGUUUUGGAUUUGGGUCAAUGUACAAAAAAAAUGGGAAGCGUUGAAUGGAACUAAUUCCUAAGCAAAAUUUUCCCUUUCAAAAGAAGUAAAAAAAAAUCUGGCAAAAAUUGCUGUGGAUUUUUUCUACUCACUUUUUCCUAUAAUCAGUUUUUAUACAUAAAACAUUUAGAAUGUUUGCUUAAGAAUUAGUUCCACUCAUUGUUUUCCCCAAAGGCUUAGCAAUUCAACAAAGAAAAAUCACUUAAGCUUAGUGAUGAGCGAAUCAGUCCCAUUCCGGUUUGCCCAAAAAUUUACAAAACAACAGAAAAAUUUGCGAAACGCACUUGUCGUGCAACUUUUUUGUCGAGCACUACUUUUUUUGACACAACCGCACCCAUUUUGCAGCAAAUUAGCCCAAUUUUUGCGCAAACGCACCUAUUUUGAUGUGACCGCAACUUUUCUUGACGCGCAAAUUUUUGCGAAAUGUGGAAAUUCGCUCAUCACUACUUGAGAUUUUAUUGUUGCAUUUUUCAAAUUUUGCUGAUAUUUUAUUUCUAAGAAUAGAGGCAGAUUUACAAAUUUUCAAAUUUGAGGUUUUUUGCAAUUUUUUUUAGCAUAGUUAGAAAAAAAACUCAAGUUGAUUGCAACAAAAAUAACUUAUUUUGACUGGUUGGAAAAAAAAACUAAAAAAAAAUAAAAUAGCUGUAAUGUCUAGGUUUUAAUUGUUAGAUUUUGCCAUUUACAUUUUUUUUGGUAGAGAAAGAAAAAUUCAAGUUCAUAAAACUCAAAUUUGAAAAUAUUUGAGAUUGUUUUUUGGAGAGAUUUUUAUAAAUCUCAGGAAAAAAAGGCAAUCUCAGGUUUGAAUAAAUCUGCCCCUAAGUGUUUGUUCCAACUUUGGGUUUCACAAAUCCUGGAAUAACUAUUGACAACUAUGAGUUAAUAACUAAGGGAAGAGCAAUAAUAUAUCAAGCAUUUUGUGGUCCAAGGCUAGAAUUAGAUAUCGGGAGCCACCAUUGAGGGCAUAGGCUCUGACACACCAUCUUUUUGGAAAUAGGACAAUUAUUCUAGACUAGAGAUUCUCCAAUUAGUGUUUUAUUUUGGCAAUAAAUUUACUUCUGUUUUGGGGGAUUCAGAAAUACACUCCAGCUGGAUAUAUAAUUGAAUAUUUAGAAUAAGAGAAUUCCAUUUUAUUAUAAAUGGAAAGUCUUGUCGAGCGGUGCCUGUUGGGGUGACUUCUCCCGUCACCAUUACAGACAACGUUGACAAGUCGCUUUGAAGAAUCCAUUGUACCAUUAUUGUAGAGCUGAGCUGUUUUUCAUUCUGGAAACAUUUGUGAGAAGCACAAGAGUUCCCCUCGGCACCUUCCCCAGUUGCAUAAACAUCCAGUUUCUGGAAGGUUUGACGGCUCCAAGCUGGAGAACAUCCAUUUAUAGCACGGAAUUGGGAAAUGGUUGCAAAUACUGCCCGUAAAGCAAUACUUAGUAUCCCAACAUCUUCUGUUUUCACGGGGAGUCUACAUCAUGGGCACAUCCUAGAUAAAUUCAACUUUCAAGAAACUAUGUACAUUAAUUCAACCCCUUGAGUGCCAAAAAGUUGCACCUUUCUGGCACCCAAGAGGCCGAUCAUCAGUGGAAGAACAAAGAAUGUGUUAAUAACUUCGGUUGAAUAGCUUUAUUCUCAAUCUAUUUUUACCUAAAGCUCAAUCCAAAGAAAAAGACAAAACCAGCACAAGCAAAGCCUGCAUAUGUGAUAGUCACCUCCUGCGACCAAUAGGAACUAGGCAGGGGUGGCCUCUAUGGCAUAAAAAAAAAAAUGUGCUGUUUGCUUGUUACUAUGUUUUUGUUAUCAUUGUUAUUCAUGUUUUAUUGGCUGUCUUGACUAAUAUUUAUUUAUUAAUUAACAGAAUCUAAUAUAAUAAUAAUUUAAUGUAAAACCACUCGCUAUUUUGAAAGCUUUAAACCCCUCCCUUUUUGCCCUAUUUCAUUCGGUUUAAAUCCAAAGUAUAAUUAACUUAUUAAUUCUUUUUUUUUUUCCCGAUUAUUUAACGUAAUUUUGUGCUUGAAUUUGUUAUUGAUUUACUUAUUUAUCAAGGUUAAAGGCUUACGGCAUCAGAGAUGCUCUUUUGUUAGACUCUGUAUCUUUGCUUUACAAAGCAGCCAAAUUCUGUUACAUAUGUGAGAAAAAAAUGCAGGUUACAAAAAAAAACAAAACAAAAAAACAACACUUUUCAAAAAAUGUAUUUAAUUUUUCAAUGGUACUUUUUUUUUUAUAAGCCGUAAUUAAGUUAUUUAAGUUUAUUUCCGACGGAGACGCAUCCAAUCAUUUUGCCAUUUUAUGUCACGGUGCAACUUUAUUUAUUUAAUUUAUUGGGCAUCCACUGGAACAGUGCGUUGUAUAGUUUAUAUUUUUUAUUUAAAUCAACCAAAGCACUAUGAUUUUUUUUUCGUUCGUUCGUUUUGGUUUUUUUCGUUUUUUUUUUUUGGCUGAUCAGAACAACAGAGCGACGUUUGUGGACAAGCAUUCAUCUUGACUCUGGAGUUGUACAUUCGGAAUACAAAUACCAUUUACACUACUGUUAUUGCUCACCAAAGAUUUUUUUGCUGGAAACUUUUGUGGCUUCUAAUACGAGCUUGGGGGAAUACAAAAAAAAAAAAGCAAAAAGGAAAAAAAAACCCAAAAGACAUUCCAAACCAAAAAAAAAAAAGAAGAGAGAGCGAAAGGAAAAAUAACCCUUAAAACUAGCUGCUUCCAAGAACGAACUAUGUGUGUAAUGGAAAAAAAAAAAAA